Malurus melanocephalus (red-backed fairy wren) is the source of this 5355-nucleotide messenger RNA. It is a transcript of the gene GNA13, whose product is annotated as G protein subunit alpha 13. The coding region runs from base 42 to 1175 and encodes 377 amino acids. The transcript is spliced from 4 exons. The record is from RefSeq and is a predicted model, not a curated record. Gene Ontology annotation, molecular function: G-protein beta/gamma-subunit complex binding; guanyl nucleotide binding; GTPase activity. Gene Ontology annotation, biological process: Rho protein signal transduction; adenylate cyclase-activating G protein-coupled receptor signaling pathway. Gene Ontology annotation, cellular component: brush border membrane; heterotrimeric G-protein complex. NCBI's taxonomy places the organism in Eukaryota, Metazoa, Chordata, Aves, Passeriformes, Maluridae.
GGGCCGGGCCGGCGCUCCCCUCGCUGGCAGCGCUCGCUAAGAUGGCGGAUUUCCUGCCGUCCCGCUCCGCGCUGUCCGGCUGCUUCCCCGGCUGCCUCCUCACCAGCGGCGAGGCCGAGCAGCAGCGCAAGUCCAAGGAGAUCGACAAGUGCCUCAACCGCGAGAAGACCUACGUGAAGCGCCUCGUCAAGAUCCUGCUGCUGGGCGCGGGCGAGAGCGGCAAGUCCACCUUCCUSAAGCAGAUGCGGAUCAUCCACGGGCAGGACUGGGACCGCGCGGCCCGCGAGGAGUUCCGCGCCACCAUCUACAGCAACGUGAUCAAGGGUGUGCGAGUCCUCGUGGAUGCCAGAGAGAAACUCCAUAUCCCUUGGGGAGACCCUGCCAACCAGAGCAACGGGGACAAGGUGAUGGCUUUCGACACCCGCGCRGUCACCGUGGUGCAGGGCAUGGUGGAGACGGGUGUUUUUUUAGACUACCUGCCGGCCAUCCGAGCCCUGUGGGCUGACAGUGGCAUCCAGCACGCCUACGACAGGCGCAGGGAGUUCCAACUGGGGGAAUCUGUAAAGUAUUUCUUGGACAACUUGGAUAAACUUGGAGAACAAGAUUACCUUCCCUCACAGCAAGAUAUCCUGCUGGCACGAAGGCCGACCAAAGGCAUUCACGAGUACGACUUUGAAAUCAAAAAUGUCCCUUUCAAGAUGGUCGAUGUGGGCGGCCAGAGGUCGGAGCGGAAGCGGUGGUUCGAGUGCUUCGACAGUGUCACAUCAAUAUURUUCCUCGUGUCCUCCAGUGAAUUCGACCAAGUGCUCAUGGAGGACCGGCAGACRAAUCGCCUGACGGAGUCCCUGAACAUUUUUGAAACAAUAGUCAACAACCGGGUGUUCAGCAACGUCUCCAUCAUCCUCUUCUUAAACAAGACGGACUUGCUCGAGGAGAAAGUACAGAAAGUCAGCAUCAAAGACUAUUUCCCAGAGUUUGAAGGGGAUCCCCACUGCUUAACAGAUGUCCAAAAAUUCCUGGUGGAUUGUUUUCGCACGAAACGCCGGGACCAGCAGCAGAAGCCCCUGUACCACCACUUCACCACUGCUAUUAACACAGAGAACAUCCGGCUAGUUUUCCGUGAUGUUAAGGAUACCAUCCUGCACGACAACCUCAAGCAGCUGAUGUUACAGUGAUGUGCAAAGAGACUUUUUUAUUUCAGUAACUCUUGUGUGUUGUUUUUUUAACUAGAAGUUUACAGCAGGAGUAGAGAAAUCCAGAUCCUGUCAGACUUCUUGAUAUGUGGCUAAAAGCUGCUGCUGAACACAUUAUUGCCAAUUUCUGCAGAAAUUCAGGCUUAAUCUCUUCCAGUGUAGCUUCAAGUUGACUCAAGUUGUAAUUUUAUAGCAGACCUAUGCCUAAGUUACCUGUAAAGUGGUAAAUUUGACCUUUUACAAACACGUGUAUUAUCCUAGAAAAUCCAGAAUUCCAAGUCCAAACUUCAAUGAAAWUGUUACAAUUAUUAGUCUGUGGCAGUAAUUUAAGGUGGGGUGGGGGGGAGAAUCUUUUCACAUCWAACUUCAUUGUGAAGACUGUGAUACCGUAGCUGACUUAUGAUUUCUCAGGUCUAUUUUUGGUUAGAAAUCCCAUAAAUCCCUUGCUGGAAUCAUCUCUUUGAAGCGCAGGUUCCUGGCUGUAACUUACUUCCUUUUUAAGUAUAAAUCACGGCGUUGGGUUGGAAUAGGAGAUGCUUUUAAAAAUACUUAAAAUUGGGAGUUUCAGACAUAUCUAUCAGGAAGUGCUGAGUGCAGUGGUGCUGGAGCCAUGGCAAAGCACAGAGCACUCUGAUCAAUCCUCUUGGCAUUCUGAUGUGGGAAGAGGGAAGCAAGCCCAGCUUGUGUUUUUUAUCUUCACUGAGCAGAUGUUCCCUAUGGGUGACAUGUCACCUGUGGGUCACCUGCACCUGAAGAGCUUUAACUUAGCACUGGUUUAUUUGAACUCCCUGCCUCCUUGCCAGAGCCUCCUGUGAGUCAGGAGYGUUUGGUGAUGGAGAGAAGGACUUGCAAACCUAAGUGCCUCCUUGUGUUCUGUCCUCCUCUGGCAUUUUCAGUGGCCUUAUGAAUUCCCAGCAGAGGCCUUGUGUAGCUGACACCGUGCAGAUGAAUGUUUUCCUCUAAAAAAAUUUUAAAAGUGUCCCAGCAGAAUGUGCUUCAGCUGAUGAGGUUCUUUUUGAGACUUUCCAGUUGGGUCUAAGCAAUCCUAAGUGUACUUGAGCCAAAUACGUUGCACAGCAUCUCCCAGARUGCUGCUUGUGACUAUUUUACCCAAAGUUCUAGUGCAGUUUUGUUUAUUUUUCUUAUGGGAAGUUGUUAGCAUUGCCAUGUGAUAAAAAAWRAUGAUAAUAAUAAUAAUAAUAAAUAGUGAAAAUAAAGCAAUCCUCAUGUACCCCACAGCACACUGCAAAAAGAGAAUGAGAUUGUGGUGUAAAAAUCAGUGUCCCUACAGUGUUUCUGCCAGGCUGUAGUGUCAUGUGGGCAGUUCAGCUGCCAUUUGCCCCAUGGAAUUGGCCAGUUCCUGUGGAUCAUGCUGGUGGCCAAUCCUUCAAUACAUUUUUAUUCACAUCCCACAAGCAGGGGUGACGUGGUGGUGUCRCUGCUGGGAGCAGUGGCCCUGCUAGGACAUAGGAAAGCUGCCUGUCUGCUGAACUUAGCCUUUACUUACUGUGAUUGUAAGUUGUAUUAACAUCUCUGUACCUCGUUCUCCUGGCAGUAGAAGGGGAAUAGUGUAUUUUUAUUUAGUUAGGUGCUUUGAAAGACCUCUAUUUUUUUAUAUCAUCCAGUGAAUAGUCAUAGGUUAGUCUGCGAUUCUGGCCAUCAGGCGAGGAAAGAAUUCUGAAAAGAGCUUGGGAAAAGUCACAGUGCAGAGUCUGAGCAUAAUCCAAAAGUCAGCACUGAUGUCAGGAGGAUUAGUAGAAUUGUGGAUGGGGAUAUUUAAUGUAGAUUUUGCCUCUACUGGACAUGGAUUAUUUCUGAUCUGGUGUGUUCAGGUUAUAUGUGAGCAAUACAAGAAGGAGGAUGAAGCAGAGACCUCAGGAAAGAGUGGUGAGGCUCUUUCAAGGACUGGACAACACACCUGUGAUGGGAGCAGAGGUUCUUCUUUUCCCUCUUCAGAGUAUUCUGGUUGAUAUGGCUGGGCUAUAAAUGCUCCAUGAGCAGACACAAACCUCUGGUGGCCUCCCAGUCCUGGCCUGGAAAGCAGAAAACAAAUCCAUGCCUUUGGUUGUCAACAAGAGGAGGAGUUGGGWUGGUCUUUUCCUUUGCUGACAGUUGUCUGAACAAGUGUCUUUUCAAAAAAAGAGAUUUAUUUCUGAUUAAAACAAUUAAUUUGGAGAGGUCUGCAGUAGGUGUUUUGGAGGGUGUCAGACCAGAUGAUUGCAGAAGAGACUAAAGGCUGGUAGUGGAUGAUAGGGUGAGUACCAGGGAUUUGUCUCAUCUAAUUUAUGUGAAGUGUGAAUUUAUGUGAAUUUUUUGUUCAUGAAACCUGUUAAUUUACUGAAGAUCCUCAAAAUUUAUGUCAGUCUAAGGAUGUAGCCAAGAUCACCCAGGCACUGGGCACUGCUGAGCUUAGCUAAAGUGGGGGAAAUACUCAGCAGCUUCUCCCCAGAACCACCACAAAAAUCCCUGGUUUUAAUCCUUUCAGAUCAUUCUCCCUGUGAACCCCAGGGCCUGUAGGAGAGGAACAAGGGGGACCCCAAUGCUGGGUCGCUUGUAGGCCCUGGUAGAUAAAGCACUAUAUGAAUCUCAGGCAGAAAUGAAUUGUUUGAAUGAAAUAACUGAGUCAAAUCACUCGGGUUUCCCACUCCCAGUUGUUGAGAGGGGUGAGACAACGCACCUGGAUGUUCCUGUUUACAUGGUUCCUGUGUUACCCUGCAGCCAAAAACCCCAAAUCAAUGUCCUGUCCAUCUUCAGGCUCACUCCUCAUGAGCUCCCUCAGUGGAGCUCACCUUGGACUGUUGUAUUUCCUUUUAGAUUUGUUUCUAAAUAUSAUUUGUUUAUGGCAGGACAUGAAUUUGGUACAAGAACUGAAGGGUUGAUGCUCUGAACAGGCUGAGUUUUAUCCUGAAGCAACCAAAAUUACAGUUUGCUGGUGAGAGUGAAGCUUCYUUAUGGAAACCAGUCUGUGGUACAAGGUUGGGGUGUAUUCCUAGUGAAGGUGGSAAAGCAGGUAGAAAGUGAAGUUUUCCAGAAAAUCAAGUUUCCCAAAAUUCCUUAGUUCUCUUUGCUGGAGUGAGCUGUGUUCAAAAGAUCACUGACUGUAUGGAGAUUAAACCACUGUCCUGUACUUGAAGGUGAAAUCGGUGUUUUAGUGACUGUUCCCUGCUGCAGAGUGUUAAACYGAGAUGAUUGAUACCUAAAAACUGUGGCUGUUCAUCAGGGCUUUAAAAAUKUCACUGUUUUUUCUUUAUCUGUUGUACGUGGGAGCAUAAGCCAUCAGUUUGUGUGAAACCUCAGCUUUCUUCUACAAUGACAGCUCUUAAAAAAAAGUCAAGUUGAUCUCAAAGGCUGUUUAUGGGGCUCGUUUGUGAGUAGCUUUCAGUUUUUCCCAUCARCAUUAUUCCAGCAAAGUGAUGGGGGUGUUCCUGGUGGAUCCCAGCCUUUGGGAGCAGCUCCCAGUUGAGCUGUCCCAUAUGUCCUUGGCCACCAGAACAUCCCCCUGGUAAUUCCUCCUCCAGGACGGUUGCAGAAGUUUGGUUUUCCAGCACCAUUCCUGUUCCAUGCCCACGGGAAGUCUCGUGCCGAAUCGUUCACCAGUUCACUUUACAGGUCUUGUCUCUCUGAUGGUACCAUUAACAUAGUUUUUAAUUACACAGCAUUGCAAUACAGUGCCAUUUUGCAAUUUCUUUGCGUUGUACUUGAAAAUAAGUUGAAUUGCAGACUAUUUAAAACCGCUUUCCUGCGCUUUCAGUAGCAGUGAGAGCUUACCUUACAUGAAGCCUUUAUGUAAAAAUAUAUUUUAUAACAACCUCAUAGAUCUUUAACAAAACCAAGAUUUGUAUUAGCUUUGUAUAAAUGUUUGUGGCUUACAAUUUUAUAUGUUUAACUUUUUAUAAACUUUCCAGGGACUACUUUUUAUUGUAAAUUUUUUUUUCCCCUCCUUGCUUUAGUUUCAGAUUGGCAAUAAAUUAUUUCUAAGGGAGGUCUUAGAAGAAAAAGCAUCACUUCCUUUUUAUAAAAUGGUUAAAUUGAUUCAUAAUUUCGAACCUCUUACACUUGCUUGUACAUUGCUCUGUACAUACUCUCCAAAAGUGUUGCCUUUCAGCUAUUAAUAUUUGCCUUGUGUACAAAAAUUACUGACGAUGAAUAAACAUAUACAGCC